AUGAAUCCGACGCGUUUCUCCGUUCCAUUUCAAAUUUUAGGGGCGGGAAAAGGAACAAUUCUCCGCCCUCCGAUUUUUUUGCGUUAUCGACGGCUCCCCGUGGUUUUACUUGAUCCGGGCCGGUACCAAACUAACAAGCCUGUCAGACCUAUCAGUCCGGCCCCUGCAGCCCCACCGACGGCCCCUCCAUCCUUUUCUAACACCUUGCGCCUCCGGUUUCCGGCCCCUGCCGCCGAUGUCUUCUCCUUGUCGCCCGGCAUCCUCCAACGGCCUUGCUGCUCUUCGAUCGCCACUUCCCAACAGCCCCGCCUCCCCGGCCGCCACUACUCCCUGCGCCCGCCGCCUUCUACACCGCCGCCGCCACCUGCGGCCCCCACCUGCCUGCGGCCUCUGCCCUGGCCCCCGCCGCUCAGCUCCCGGCCGCUGCUCCUCUCCCCAGCCGCCACCCUGCAGCUCCUGGUCGUCGCUCAGUCCCUAGCCGCCGCUCAGCUCCCCAGCCCAUCGCCCACGCCCGAUCGCCGCGCUGCCCGACCCCAACCCGCUCCGCCCAACCACCAGGAAUGCUCUGCCCAGCCACCGGAGCACCGCUCCUUGGCCACCAGACUACCCACUGGCCACCAAACCCCUUUUUUGGCUCUUUCGGGGGGGAUUUGGUCUAAGGCUCCUAGUACAUACAAUCCUGUUGUUUUGAAAGGAAUGGAGCAUAAAAUAGGUGAAGCAAUAGUCAGGACUCUAUCUGAUACAUUUGCAUCAGAGGCAGCUACUGUAUCUAUGCAUGCUACACAUUUUUCUAAGUUAGUUGUGGAAGAACAAGAGAAGCAACAUGAACUUAAAGCUUUACAUGUAGCAUUAAUUGUUGAUCAUAAAAGGAUUUUUAUUGAAAAUGCUAAGUUGAAAAAUGACUUAGCUAUGCAGGAUUCAACAUCUGCAGUAGGUCCUAGGCUUGAGGAGCUGGAAAAAAUGAGAGAAGAAAUCCAAAAGACAAGAGAAGAGGCUGAAAAAUAA
Cryptomeria japonica (Japanese cedar) is the source of this 1005-nucleotide messenger RNA. Its product is annotated as leucine-rich repeat extensin-like protein 5. NCBI's taxonomy places the organism in Eukaryota, Viridiplantae, Streptophyta, Pinopsida, Cupressales, Cupressaceae. Bases 1 to 1005 code for a protein of 334 amino acids. The record is from RefSeq and is a predicted model, not a curated record. The transcript has 3 exons.